AUGACUACUGAUACCUCGAAAAACCCAUACAAAUGGAUCCAGAAAGAGCUUGAGACGUUAGACCCUUACGUCGACUACGAGAACAUCUACCGCCUAGUGACCUGCUACGGCACCAACGACUUUAUCAACAACCUAAUCUACACGCUCAUCUUCCCGAACUUCGUCGUGUGGGAAUGGGGCGCUCGGGUUGUCUGGCGCGAAGACGGCGGCAAAGUAUUCGGCUCAGCAACAGCACGCGUAGAGGAGACGCAAACGAAAAAUGACACCUGGUGGUGGCACGGCCCCAGCGACCCGCGCACGCAGAAGUCGGUCGAGAUCAUCAACCAGCGGCACGCGUACUGGAACAAGAGAUACCCCGGCGACUUCGCCCACAACGAGGACUACGUCUACACGCUUGCCUUCAGCGCCGUCUUCAUGCACCGGCUCCGGCUGCGGCCCGGCCUCUCCGGCGUCCCCGAGAAGGUCAAGAUUGCCAACUACCUGUUCAUGACGGACAUGGGCAAGCUCUUCUACAGCCUCACGCCCGACGGUAGCCACGUUCCCCUCAAAGACUGGCCCGUUGACUUCGACGGCCUCAUCGCUUACUGCGAGAUAGUUGAGAAUGCGGACAAGCCCGGCUCCGACCAGGGCCACAUGAUCGCCUCUGCCAUCUACGAGCAUUUCGCGUUCCGCUGGUUCUCGCCGCCUUUCCGUUGGCUUGGGCGCGCGAUUUCGAAAUCGCUAUCUCUUCCUAGCACGUUGGCGACGCAUCGUAUUCAGCCGCCGAACCCGAUCUUGAAGUGGCUUAUCCUGACCGUGUCUGGCUGGCUCUUGUGGUUGAUGGAGAUGUUCGGCCCGGAUCCGACUGUGGCUUUUUUGCCAGAGUGGGAACAGAUGCCGAAGGAUAAGAUGGCGGAGCGCAAGAAGGAGCAGAAUGGGAUUGAUCGUCGGUUCUCUGAGUAUUUUGCGGCAAUGCCGCAGAAUCAGGGCAUGGGUUGCCCGUUUCAGAUGACCAUGAAGAUGAAGAACUGA
Messenger RNA from Anthostomella pinea, 1011 nucleotides. The record is from the annotation of a GenBank genome assembly. NCBI's taxonomy places the organism in Eukaryota, Fungi, Ascomycota, Sordariomycetes, Xylariales, Xylariaceae.